Messenger RNA from Camellia sinensis, 1167 nucleotides. The record is from RefSeq and is a predicted model, not a curated record. NCBI's taxonomy places the organism in Eukaryota, Viridiplantae, Streptophyta, Magnoliopsida, Ericales, Theaceae.
GGGUCUACGCCUACUUUCCGAGACUCGCCCCCGUGCCAGAUGCGGAGACCCCUCUCGUCGUUCCAUUUUCGCGCUGUUUCGACGGGAGGUGCGUACGGAGGCCUCGGGAGACGUUUAGCUUCUUCCGCCGCUAUUUUGACACCAUCACUCCCGCAGAGAUCACCUGGCAGCCUUGGGCUCCAUUGCCAGCCGUGAUUCGGGAUCGAUUUGUCGGUGCUGAGGAGACCUCGCGUUUCCGGAUUUUGCUGGAGGGCCCGGUCUGUCGGGCUUGUUACCUGGGCGAGCGUUUCCUACGCCAGACCAUAGGGUUACCAGAGUAGCUAAUCCCAAUUCACCCUCCUGAGCAUAUAAGGGAUAUUGAGAGAUUCACCGCCGAGCAGAUGGCCGACUACACGAUCAGCUAGGAUGCGACCCGCUUCAGAGGCAUCGGUGACUACAGAGAGUACGUGCAGAUGUAUGUUAUGCGGCCUCUGAGCGGCGGCCAUCGAGUUGAGGGAGAGAGACCCGCGGCGCCGGCAGCUAGGGCAGGAGCGGGGACUGGGGUAGGAGCAUCGAGGAGAGCUCGGGUCCGCGGCAGGGGUGGAGUUCAGAGAUGGCGGGGGGGUGGCUGGCCUGCACUGCCCACCUCACUGACAUACAGAGGGCAGGGUGGGGCGACCUACCAGAUCCCCUUUGCUCCUCCUCCAGCUGACCACGAGUUGGUCGGUUUCCAUGACUUGCCUCCGGCUUCUUCCGAGUAUACCCAGCAGUCCUUGGAGUUAAAUGCCUCCAUGAUGGGGAUGUUGCAGCAGACUUUCGACCUCCUGGCCCUCUAUAGUAUUCCGCCUCCUUUCCAGAUUCCCACUGUGGGAGGUGUUCUAGCUAGGCCUUCUGUUCCUGCAGGAGGAGAUGGAGAGGGCAGAGUAUUCCCCCGCACCAAGGCGGGCGCACUCACGUCGGGAGUAGCUCGCAGGCUCCAGUCCCUGAUGACGAUGACGAGGAGUCGGAGGCGGAGGCGGAGGCGAAGACAGAGUCAUUGGAGGAGGAGACCGAAGACGGCUCGGACUCGGGCUCAAAUGACUGCGCUGAUGAUGCUCCUGGACCUUCGUCCAGGAAGAGGACUAGGACGGACUCCCAGGCCUGAGAUUCUUUGUCAUUGAUCCAGAUUUUUGCUGUUUUUCUUUUUCU